UAGUCGUGCAGCUGCGUGGUCCACCGGAAAGUAACCGCACUUUUCCAGUUGCUGUAAUUAAUUUCACCAAUAAUUACCGCUCGACUGUUCCUCGGAAGAUCUUGCGUUAUUCAUUUCUCCUGCUGGACAAUGAAGAGCCUAAUAUUCCUCGCAGCGUGCGGUGCUUUACUGGCUGGCGUCAGCGCAUUUUCUCUUCAAGGAGGUGCGGAGGCGCGGUUGCCGGAUUGGAUGCUGGCCAACCAGACGGCGUACGUGUACACGACGACGAUGGAGGGCCUGAUGCUGGCGGCGACGAACCUGGUGGUGAACGACAUGUGCAACAGCUACGAGUGGGGCGCCUGGGGCCAGCCGCUGGCCGCGCACGUGGCCGGCAACAUGAAGGCCUUCUUCCCCAACUACCACUGGCACGUCUUCAUGCUGGACAACAAGCAGGGCGGCGGCAAGUUCGGCUACGACAUCGACCCGGCCGUCGGCGCGCAGUACAGCGCCGAGUGCAAGUACAACCGCAUCUACGUCUGGGGCAAUCUGGUCGUGCCCUUCUGAGUGGAUCCUUCCUUCUCCAUGUUUCAACUCCGUUCACUGUACACAGCAACCAUCAAGCGGAUAAAACUGCUAGAUGGUUUAAGAGAAUAAGCAGUUUCGACCGACUAAAGGUCAUUGUGGGGAAAUAAAAAUGAAUACACCGG
Molecule: messenger RNA, 686 nt
Organism: Paramacrobiotus metropolitanus
Lineage: Eukaryota; Metazoa; Tardigrada; Eutardigrada; Parachela; Macrobiotidae
Exons: 3
Coding region: 130-543 (137 amino acids)
Source: RefSeq, a predicted model, not a curated record